This is a messenger RNA of Pteronotus mesoamericanus, 2073 nucleotides long. It is a transcript of the gene PSEN2, whose product is annotated as presenilin 2. Gene Ontology annotation, molecular function: aspartic endopeptidase activity, intramembrane cleaving. Lineage: Eukaryota; Metazoa; Chordata; Mammalia; Chiroptera; Mormoopidae. The record is from RefSeq and is a predicted model, not a curated record. Gene Ontology annotation, cellular component: cell surface; apical plasma membrane; perinuclear region of cytoplasm. Gene Ontology annotation, biological process: Notch receptor processing; membrane protein ectodomain proteolysis; amyloid precursor protein catabolic process. The coding region runs from base 4 to 1482 and encodes 492 amino acids. The transcript is spliced from 11 exons.
GGCAUGGGCGGGGUCUGCGCCGCCGCCGGGUCUGGCCGGGCGCAGGGCCAGCCGUGUAAAUACCCACCCAGAGACGCGGAGGAGCAGGUGAGUCGGCUGGCAGCCGGAGGAGCAGGUACUUCCGGAGGCAGGGCCAUGCUCACGUUCAUGGCCUCUGACAGCGAGGAAGAAGUAUGCACCGAGCGGACGUCCCUGAUGUCAGCCGAGAGCCCCACCCCUCGCGCCUGCCAGCAGGAAGGCAGGCAGGGCCCGGAGGACGGAGAGAAUGCUGCCCAGUGGAGAAACCAGGACAGCGAGGAGGACCACGAGGAGGACCCUGACCGCUACGUCAGCAGCGGGGUCCCCGGGCGGCUGCCGGGCCUGGAGGAGGAGCUGACCCUCAAGUACGGGGCAAAGCACGUGAUCAUGCUCUUCGUGCCUGUCACACUGUGCAUGAUCGUGGUGGUGGCCACCAUCAAGUCCGUGCGCUUCUACACGGAGAAGAACGGACAGCUCAUCUACACACCGUUCACCGAGAACACGCCCUCCGUGGGCCAGCGUCUCCUCAACUCCGUGCUCAACACCCUCAUCAUGAUCAGUGUUAUUGUGGUCAUGACCAUCUUCCUGGUCGUGCUCUACAAGUACCGCUGCUACAAGUUCAUCCAUGGCUGGCUGAUCAUGUCCUCUCUGAUGUUGCUGUUCCUCUUCACCUAUAUCUACCUCGGGGAAGUCCUCAAGACCUACAAUGUGGCCAUGGACCACCCCACCCUGUUCCUGACCGUCUGGAACUUCGGGGCGGUGGGCAUGGUGUGCAUCCACUGGAAGGGCCCCCUGGUGCUGCAGCAGGCCUACCUCAUCAUGAUCAGCGCACUCAUGGCCUUGGUGUUCAUCAAGUACCUCCCGGAGUGGUCCGCGUGGGUCAUCCUGGGCGCCAUCUCUGUGUACGAUCUCGUGGCUGUGCUAUGCCCUAAAGGGCCGCUGAGAAUGCUGGUGGAGACUGCCCAGGAGAGAAACGAGCCCAUAUUUCCUGCCCUGAUAUACUCAUCUGCCAUGGUGUGGACGGUGGGCAUGGCCAAGCUGGACCCCUCCUCUGAGGGGGCCCUUCAGCUCCCCUACGACCCGGAGAUGGAAGACUCCUAUGACAAUUUUGGGGAGCCCUCAUACCCUGAAGUCUUUGAGCAUCCCCUGCCUGGCUACCCAGGAGACGAGCUGGAGGAAGAGGAGGAAAGAGGGGUGAAGCUCGGCCUGGGUGACUUCAUCUUCUACAGCGUGCUGGUGGGCAAGGCGGCGGCCACGGGCAGCGGGGACUGGAACACCACGCUGGCGUGCUUUGUGGCCAUCCUCAUUGGCCUGUGUCUGACCCUCCUGCUGCUCGCCGUGUUCAAGAAAGCGCUGCCUGCCCUUCCCAUCUCCAUCACGUUCGGGCUCAUCUUCUACUUCUCCACGGACAACCUGGUGCGCCCUUUCAUGGACACCUUGGCCUCCCGUCAGCUCUACAUCUGAAGGGGCGCGCGGCCCCGGGGCCAGAUGCCGUAGGAAACUGUAACUGGAUGCAGCUGUAUAGUUUUACACUCUAGUGCCAUUUAAGACUUUUCUUUCCUUAGGAAAAAAAUAAAAUAAAAUAAACGAGAAUAAAAAAGUACCGCGUUCACUUCAUGAAGAAGAACCAGCUUUUUGGUGCUCGUUGGAUCGUCACCCGGCUGUGGCUCACCCCUUCCUGAGCCCCGGCUUCUCCGACAGGGAGCAGGAAGUCGACCCCGAUGGACAGAGGAAGGGUAACGUGAUGGGGGCGGGGUGUGGAGAAGGCCGCCCGGCCGCGCCUCAGAGCUGGGAUGUUCUGAGGGCCGAGAUGAAGGAGGGCGUGCGUAUGUAGCAGGACCAGACUUUCGUGCCCAGAACAGCGCUCAGCAACACCUGGUCAUGUCGGCUGGAGACGAAAAGCCAAUUUUCUCUGCAAGGAUUGUUCCCAGUGCUUUGUCUCUGAUGUUAUUGUAAUUUUAUUACUUUUAGAAAUCAAGUCCUGAUCUUGUUAGAGCAGUUCCUCUGGGAAGUGGCUUCAUAUUAAUAUCAAUAAAAAGAUGAAUCCUGGCAGAA